UGGUCACAACCAUAAGACACGGAUCGAUGAAUACAAUAGUAAAGUUUGAAAACACGACGAAGAAGAUGUCUGCUAAGAUGCGUCACGGCCUCACGACAGCGAUCCUUCUGUUUAUCCUGCUUCCGUCCGGUGAGGCUAUUUGGCUAGACGUGCCUACCACGGGAACAAAGUGCGUGUCUGAAGAAAUACAGAGCAAUAUUGUCGUCUUGGCCGAUUACAUCAUAAUAUCCGAGGAUCAUUCUCUCAAACCCACUAUAUCCGCCAAGGUGACGUCACCAUACGGCAAUAAUUUGCACCAUUCGGAAAACGUGACGCAUGGAGAAUUUGCAUUUACGACAAAAGAAUCAGGGAACUACAUAGCCUGCUUUUGGGCAGAUGCAAAGAGUCACGGCAACAAGGACGUUAGCAUCAACGUUGAAUGGAAAACUGGAAUCGCUACUAAGGAUUGGGCUUCUAUUGCUAAGAGAGAGAAGCUCGAGGGAGUGGAGCUGGAGAUUAGGAAACUUGAAGGCGCAGUCGAAGCCAUCCAUGAGAAUCUAAUAUACCUAAGAAACAAAGAAGCAGACAUGAGGACAGUGAGUGAGAAAACGAACUCGCGAGUAGCUUGGUGCAGUAUGAUGUCACUGGGUAUUUGCAUUGUUGUCUCUGGAUUACAAGUAGCCUACUUGAAGCACUAUUUUGAGAAGAAGAAACUUAUCUAAGCAAACCUUUUUGACUCAUCCACUUCCUU
Molecule: messenger RNA, 730 nt
Organism: Brassica oleracea var. oleracea
Lineage: Eukaryota; Viridiplantae; Streptophyta; Magnoliopsida; Brassicales; Brassicaceae
Product: transmembrane emp24 domain-containing protein p24delta3-like
Exons: 4
Coding region: 27-701 (224 amino acids)
Biological process (GO): Golgi organization; intracellular protein transport; endoplasmic reticulum to Golgi vesicle-mediated transport
Cellular component (GO): endoplasmic reticulum-Golgi intermediate compartment; Golgi apparatus; COPII-coated ER to Golgi transport vesicle
Source: RefSeq, a predicted model, not a curated record